UCACAGCACCAGUUUCGUUCAAAUCAAAACAAGACUCCAUUUUCGCAGAUUGUGUUUCCUAAAAGUUCCACCAAAAAACUCGUUUUUCCGGAGAAAAUACUUAAUAUUACACCGUUUUUCGCGUGAGUAGUCAACUUUAGCGGAAACAAUGGCAUCCCCGCUGGAAAAUCUCGAAAACCACCUGGAAAUGUUCAUCGAAAACGUUCGCCAGAUCCGGAUCAUUGUAAGCGAUUUUCAACCCCAGGGCCAGAACGUGCUGAAUCAGAAAAUCCAAUCGCUGGUCACUGGCCUCCAGGAGAUCGACAAGCUCAAGAACCAGGUGGACGUGAACGUGCCGCUGGAGGUGUUCGACUACAUCGACCAGGGCCGCAAUCCGCAGCUCUACACCAAGGACUGCAUCGACAAGGCGCUGACCAAGAACGAGGAGGUCAAGGGGAAGAUCGACUCGUACCGGAAGUUCAAGAGCAACCUGAUGAAGGAGCUGGACGAAACCUUCCCGACCGAGAUCGCCAAGUACAAGGCUAUCCGGGGGGACGAAUAGUAGUAAGAAGCGGUGGUGGGCGAGAUACGGAUCGUUUAUUUUAGAUGCUAAGGUAUUUCAAUUAAUUUAUUAAGCGGGGAAUAAAUGUGAACGGAAUUGGAGAGAACAGAA
Molecule: messenger RNA, 652 nt
Organism: Aedes aegypti (yellow fever mosquito)
Lineage: Eukaryota; Metazoa; Arthropoda; Insecta; Diptera; Culicidae
Gene: MED10
Product: mediator of RNA polymerase II transcription subunit 10
Exons: 2
Coding region: 149-541 (130 amino acids)
Biological process (GO): positive regulation of transcription by RNA polymerase II
Cellular component (GO): mediator complex; chromatin
Molecular function (GO): transcription coregulator activity
Source: RefSeq, a predicted model, not a curated record